This is a messenger RNA of Caenorhabditis auriculariae, 3795 nucleotides long. The record is from the annotation of a GenBank genome assembly. NCBI's taxonomy places the organism in Eukaryota, Metazoa, Nematoda, Chromadorea, Rhabditida, Rhabditidae.
AUGGCCGUGCCGGUCGGACUUCUUUUCGGAACGUUGACGCUGAUCGGCGUCGUCGGAAACCUCAUCGUCAUUCUCGCCAUCGCCGGCGACUCCAAAAUGCGCCGCUCCGUCAUGAACAUCCUGCUCUUGAAUCUGGUCAGUUUCUCAGGUCGCUUAAAAACUUUGAUCCCAGACUACACAACUUGCUGUUUUCCGAGAACCAAUUUUUCGGAGUUCGAUUUCCCUAACACUGUGCAAGCGACCAAACAUUUUUACUAUAGACGAUUCACGGCUAGCUUGGGACGCAAAAAGGCGUGGCCUGUCUGCACUCUCCACCAACCAGGGCACUGUCUCGUCUCUUUUCGUGGCAGGACCCUUUUCUCGAUGGCUCAAGCCAGCCGUGAAUCAGCUAUAACUUUUCUCGAAUACUAGAAAUUACUGCAGCUUCAAAUAUCAAGAUUUUUUUAUAUUAAAAAAAAUCAUCUAGCCAAAUUUCAGUGAAAGUUAUUCCCUUGCGAGGUGACCCCAUCGAAGAAGAAUCCCUUUUUUUUGUCACAGUAAUAAAAAGGGCGUAAUGUCAUUUUGAAUAUUUUAUAAAGAAAGUUUCUUACCCGUGGUUUUCGAGAUUAUUUAUACAUUGCUCUCAUCAUAAUUAUUUCUCGUGGAUAGAAAAAAUUCAAUUACAUAUUUUAUUGCCCCUUUCUCUCAGUUCCGACUACUCUGCUUUGUAAAAACCUCAUAAUUACUUUUUAGACGGAAAUCUUGCCUUGUCAAUAGGAGGAACCUUCCUGUUUUUUUGCUCAAUUCGUUUAUUUUCGAUGGCCUGAACUAUUUUUCUCUUCAAAAUUAGGAAAAAAAAACAGCGUAAAUUGAAUGAAAUAUUGAGCUUAUGGGAGCCAGAACAUUAAAAAAAUUUUUUUAACUUCAAAACAAUAGAAAAUUUUCAGGCGAUCGCAGAUUUGUGCAAUUUGGUUAUCGCCUCCCCGGAAUGGAUCUCACCAGUAUUUUUCGAAUCUAUGUGGUGAGGGUUUAAUUGAUAUUUGAAGAUUCUAACCAAGAAAGCCGAUCUUUCGUGACUAUUGACUCAAAAGGUUUUGAAAAAAAAAGCUCUUUAAGGUUUCUCCCGAGCUUCAUGUGCUCGGUAUGUCGUUAUUUGGAGUGCGUCUUUCUCUACGCCUCCAUCUUCACACAAAUAAUCGUAUGCAUUGAAAGGUUUGUUUCGAAAAAAUCGGUUACUACUCCCAAAAGCUGUGCAUUGAGAAAAGAUCCCCUUUUCUCUAAAAUUUUGACAAAUUAAGCAUUUAGAAGAACGUCGAAGCUGGUUUUAUGUUCCUAGAUGUAAUAAUGAGUUUCCAUUCACUGGUGAAUCGAGAGGCCGAUAAAAGUAGGUAUAUAUACCGGGUAGCAACUCAAGUCAAUCGGCGUAUCGUAAUCGGUGGUCAUUUGUAUGCGACCGGGUAAUAUCUCUAUGGUACCUGAAUAGUACCUGAUCGGUAUCUGGAUGCUACCGAGUAUUUACCGAAAUUCGCGAUUGCUACUGGCUCGGUCGUUUAUUUAGCACCAGUAUUUUUUACACCUUCCCAAGUCUUCCAGGGUCUUAUUGAAUAGAGCUAAAACAAAAAAUAACUACCCGAGAAGCAAUUCCAGACUUUCCGGUAGCAAUCGCGAAUGUCAGGUAGCGACCGGGUACUAUCUCUAUGGUAGCUACCCGGUAGCUACUUGCAUCGACCUCCGACCCGGGGCGGGUACCAUAGAGAUAGUACCCGGUCGCAUACAAACGACCACCGAUUACCAUACGCCGAUUGACUUUUUCAAAAGUUGCUACCCGGUAGCUAUUUGUAUCGACUCCCCGAUUCACCUCUGAAAUUAGACUUUGAUUAAUAAACUAACUGGAAAGACUGCAGAUACGUGGCGAUCGCGCUUCCGAUGCAAGCACGACGUCUCUGUUCGCGCCGCAACGUUCUGAUGACGGUCGCCGGCUCGUGGCUUUUCGUCGCCGCUUUUGCUUCUCCUUACGCAUCCAUUCACUCGGUUUCCGGUUAGUCACAACUUUUUCUUAUGUUAGGUAAAAUCGAAACCCAAAAUCCAGAAAAAUGACAUGUCGAAGGGUGGCUUUUUCGGAUUUGAAGUGUUUUUGGCCUCAACAAAGUCGUUUUCGUCAGAAGCGCUUCAUUCAUUGUUGGGCUAAAAAAAAAUGAAGCACCCUCGGUGCUUUUCGAAAAGGGCAUAAUUAACUUGCGCCGUAGAGAUAGGGAAAUAAUGUGGGCCCGUUGGUAGUACCAACGAAUAAACUGCUUCACCACGUAUUGGACAAAGAUUGUGGACCGUAACCCGCGCCGACGACUAACUCUUCGAUUAUACCAUGAUUCAGCAGAGAUUUUCUUCAUCUUACUCUGAAGACUGAAUAAAUUGAAAAAUUGAAAUUUUAGAGAUAGGCCGUCCGCCGCGACUUGACAAUUUUCGCGUGUCUGCGUCUCUCUGUUCCCUCACCGGCGAGGUCAGAGAAACAUGAAAACAGCACGUAAACAUGGGAGAGACGUCGAGAGACGAGGAGGGCGCAGAGAAGCUCCGCCCCGCCAUUUUAAGUUGCGAAAAACGGAAAUUGUUUUUCCCCAAAAAAGUUUCAAUAUAUUUAUAUAUAGUCCGUUUUUGAAAAGGCGGGACAUCUCUGCGCCCUCCUCGUCUCUCGUCGACUCUCUCAUGUGGCCGUGCUGUUUUCAUGUUUCUCUGACCUCGCCGGUGAGGGAACAGAGAGACGCAGACUUUCGAAAAUGGCCAAGUCACGGCAAACGGACUAUAACCACCCAACUAAAAAUGAAAGUAGGAAAGAUCGAACUUAAAUGUGAGGAAUAUUCCAGACCUUCAAAGGUUAUCUGAGAAAACUUUCAUCAAGUUCCCAUCCGCACUGUAGGAUGUCUUUCCUUGACAGUGUUAAUCUCCGUUUUCCCAAACGUUUUAUGUAUUUUUUCAGCUUCAAGGCGUCCGAGAUGUUUGAACGUAGCCUAUGGCCUUCCUUGGUGGAGCCGAUUCAAGUUCACGGAGUUCAUCGCAUUCUACUUCGUUCCUUGCAUCAUCUUCGUUUUUGUAUACUCGAAAAUCGCGCGAAUUCUUUGGUCUAAAGACCCCAGUCUUACCGCCUUAUGUCAGUCUCUUUCUGUUAAAAUACACUUUUGCAGUCUCAAUUUUGCACGUCAAAAAAGACUGUUCAGUCGAUAGUCAGCUACUCUGUCACACUCGAGUGCAAUCGAUUUGGAGUUCUUGAAAACUUUUACAAGAUAUUUCUAUAAUCUUCGAUAUUUGAUAACAAGAAUUUAGUGCAAUUUUUUUCAGGCAACCCUGCUCAUACAAGACAGAGGGACUCGUUGCGGACCAGGCGGAACGUCGUGAAAAUGUUGAUCUUCUGCGUCGCCGUUUACUUCAUUUGUUAUUCGCCCAUCCAAUUUCUGUUCAUUUCAAGGUAAAGUUUGGAGCAGGAAGGCUUUCAAAAAAAGUUCAGCAACAUACUCGGAAUCGUUUUCCGUCCUCCAUACGAGUUUAUCUUGCUCAUGAACGCUUUGGCGAUGACUUGCUCAGCUAGUAAUCCGCUGCUUUACACGUUGUUCUCGACCAACUUCAGAAAACGGUGACUUAUUUGUGGAAACUUCGUAUUCAAAACUUUUUUUCAGAUUGUGGGCCUUUGUACCAACAACCAAUGUAUCCAGUAAAAGCUUUUCCUUAUGUUCACAUCGUUUCGGCUCCAACAUAUCUCAGAGCGCUCCAUUACAACCUUUGAAAACUAAUGAUUCGGCCAAAUCGCGAGAACAGUCUUUUUUCUGA